Messenger RNA from Aspergillus clavatus NRRL 1, 2031 nucleotides. RefSeq names its product putative cell cycle control protein (Cwf4) (gene clf1). The transcript has 2 exons. Gene Ontology annotation, molecular function: protein binding. NCBI's taxonomy places the organism in Eukaryota, Fungi, Ascomycota, Eurotiomycetes, Eurotiales, Aspergillaceae. Gene Ontology annotation, cellular component: precatalytic spliceosome; post-mRNA release spliceosomal complex; U2-type catalytic step 2 spliceosome. Gene Ontology annotation, biological process: spliceosomal complex assembly; mRNA splicing, via spliceosome. The coding region runs from base 1 to 2031 and encodes 676 amino acids. The record is from RefSeq and is a predicted model, not a curated record.
AUGGAGUCAUCCCGCGGCCCUCCCAGGGUCAAGAACAAGGCGCCUGCGCCGAUCCAGAUCUCAGCGGAGCAGCUGCUCCGCGAGGCUGUGGACCGGCAGGAGCCCGCGCUGCAGGCACCGACGCAGCGGUUCGCGGACCUGGAAGAACUGCACGAGUACCAAGGCCGCAAGCGCAAGGAAUUCGAGGACUAUGUGCGGCGGAACCGGAUCAACAUGAACAACUGGAUGCGGUACGCGGCGUGGGAGCUGGAGCAGAAGGAGUUCCGGCGGGCGCGAUCGAUCUUCGAGCGGGCGCUGGACGUCAACCCGACGUCGCCGGUGCUCUGGAUCCGGUACAUCGAGUCGGAGAUGCGGAAUCGCAACAUCAACCAUGCGCGCAACCUGCUGGACCGGGCGGUGACCAUCCUGCCGCGCGUGGACAAGCUGUGGUACAAGUAUGUGUACAUGGAGGAAACGCUGGGGAACAUCCAGGGCACGCGCCAGGUGUUCGAGCGGUGGAUGUCCUGGGAACCGGAGGAAGGUGCCUGGAGCGCGUACAUCAAGCUUGAGAAGCGGUAUAGCGAGUUUGACCGGGCGCGCGCCAUCUUCCAGCGGUUCACCAUUGUGCAUCCCGAGCCGAGGAACUGGAUCAAAUGGGCCCGGUUCGAGGAGGAGUACGGUACGAGUGAGCUGGUGCGUGAGGUCUACGGGGCGGCGAUCGAGACGCUGGGCGAGGAUUUCAUGGACGAGAAGCUUUUUAUUGCUUACGCCAAAUUCGAGGCCAAGCUCAAGGAGUACGAGCGGGCUCGAGCCAUCUACAAGUACGCGCUGGACCGAUUGCCGCGUUCCAAGUCGAUGGCGCUGCACAAGGCCUACACGACGUUUGAGAAGCAAUUUGGUGACCGGGAGGGCGUCGAGGACGUGAUUCUCUCGAAACGCCGGGUCCAGUACGAGGAGCAGCUCAAGGAGAACCCGCGGAACUACGACGUCUGGGUUGACUUUGCCCGGCUGGAAGAAACGUCGGGCGACGUGGACCGGGUUCGGGAUGUGUACGAGCGGGCGAUUGCGCAGAUUCCCCCCUCGCAGGAGAAGCGGCACUGGAGGCGGUACAUCUACCUGUGGAUCUUCUACGCGAUCUGGGAGGAGAUGGAGGCCAAGGACAUGGACCGGGCGCGGCAGGUCUACACCGAGUGCUUGCGGCUGAUCCCGCACAAGAAGUUUACUUUUGCCAAGAUCUGGCUGCUGAAAGCGCAGUUUGACAUUCGGCAGAUGGAUCUGUCGGCGGCGCGGAAGACGCUGGGCCAGGCGAUUGGCAUGUGCCCGAAGGAUAAGCUCUUCCGGGGCUACAUCGACCUGGAGCGGCAGCUGUUUGAGUUCGUGCGGUGUCGGACCCUGUACGAGAAACAGAUCGAGUGGAACCCGUCGAACAGCCAAUCGUGGAUCCAGUUUGCCGAGCUCGAACGUGGCCUGGACGACUCGGAGCGGGCGCGGGCGAUCUUCGAGCUGGGAAUCGACCAGCCGACGCUCGACAUGCCGGAACUGGUGUGGAAGUCGUAUAUCGACUUCGAGGAGUACGAGGGCGAGUACGACCGGGUGCGACAGCUAUACGAGCGGCUGCUGGAGAAGACGGACCACGUCAAGGUGUGGAUCAACUACGCGCGGUUCGAGAUCAACGUGCCCGAGGGCGAGGAAGAGGAGGAAGCGGAAGCGGAGGAGGAGGAGGAGCGGCCGAUCAGCGAGGACGCCAAGCGGCGUGCGCGCGCGGUGUUCAACCGGGCCCACCGGGUGUUCAAGGAGAAGGAGAUGAAGGAGGAGCGAGUGGAACUUCUCAAUGCAUGGCGCGCGUUCGAACACACGCACGGCUCGGCGGAGGACAUCGACCAGAUCGAGAAACAGAUGCCGCGGCGGGUCAAGAAGCGGCGCAAGUUGGACGACGACCGGUACGAGGAGUACAUGGACUAUGUGUUCCCGGCGGACGACCAGUCGGCGGCGAAUCUGUCGAAGCUGCUGCAGAAGGCGCACGAAUGGAAAAAGUCGCAGGGGCUGGUGUGA